Molecule: messenger RNA, 1302 nt
Organism: Penicillium bovifimosum
Lineage: Eukaryota; Fungi; Ascomycota; Eurotiomycetes; Eurotiales; Aspergillaceae
Product: AAA family ATPase VPS4
Exons: 4
Coding region: 1-1302 (433 amino acids)
Biological process (GO): vacuole organization; endosomal transport
Molecular function (GO): ATP hydrolysis activity; ATP binding
Source: RefSeq, a predicted model, not a curated record
AUGAGUAACACGGACUUCUUGGGGCGAGCGAUCGAUACGGUGAAGAAGGCGAUCGAGAAUGACAACGAUGGCGAGUACGAGAAGGCUUAUCAGAUGUACUACUCCGCACUGGAGUUGUUCAUGCUGGCCUUGAAAUGGGAGAAGAACCCGAAAUCGAAGGAGAUGAUCCGCUCCAAGGCCGGCGAAUAUAUGGAUCGCGCGGAGAAGCUUAAGAAUCACCUCGCUGAGGAUCGGAAGAAACCUAGUGCGGUGGGCGCAAAUGGAAAGGUGGCGCAAGGCAGUGGGAAGGGAGGGAAGGAAGAUGACGAUAACGGCGAAGAUGCGGACGCGAAGAAGCUUCGUUCGGCACUUCAAGGAGCUAUCCUGUCGGACAAGCCAAACGUGAAGUGGGAGGAUGUUGCUGGCCUGGAACAAGCAAAAGAAGCAUUGAAAGAGGCAGUCAUUCUCCCCAUCAAGUUCCCGCACUUGUUCACUGGCAAGCGCCAGCCCUGGAAGGGUAUCUUGCUUUACGGUCCCCCCGGUACAGGAAAGUCAUACCUUGCCAAAGCAGUGGCAACGGAAGCAAACAGCACAUUCUUCAGUGUCAGCAGUAGUGACCUGGUCUCGAAAUGGAUGGGUGAGAGUGAAAGACUUGUCAAGCAACUGUUCAAUAUGGCACGGGAAAACAAGCCCGCGAUUAUCUUCAUUGACGAGGUUGAUGCACUGUGCGGACCCCGUGGCGAAGGAGAGUCCGAGGCUUCGCGGCGUAUCAAAACCGAAUUACUUGUACAGAUGGAUGGUGUCGGCAAAGAUUCCAAGGGCGUCCUGAUUCUAGGCGCAACCAAUAUUCCCUGGCAAUUGGAUGCUGCCAUCCGGCGACGAUUCCAGCGAAGAGUACACAUCAGUCUGCCCGACAUUAAUGCACGGGCAAAGAUGUUCAUGCUCGCCGUGGGCUCAACACCGUGUCAAAUGACCCAGGCCGACUACCGUCAAUUGGCCGAGUUGAGCGAGGGUUACUCCGGCAGUGAUAUCUCUAUUUGCGUGCAGGAUGCUCUGAUGCAGCCCAUCCGCAAGAUCCAAGGAGCAACACAUUAUAAGAAGGUCCUCGUCGAGGGCGCAGAGAAACUAACCCCAUGUUCACCAGGCGACGCGGGCGCAAUGGAAAUGAGCUGGCUUGACAUUGAAGCAGAUCAGCUUCUCGAACCACCUCUUCUUCUCAAGGACUUCAUCAAGGCAGUCAAGAACUCACGGCCAACCGUCAGCGGAGAGGAUCUGACGAGGAACGCCGAAUGGACCCAAGAAUUCGGCAGCGAAGGCGCAUGA